This is a messenger RNA of Misgurnus anguillicaudatus (oriental weatherfish), 1653 nucleotides long. Its product is annotated as odorant receptor 131-2. Gene Ontology annotation, biological process: G protein-coupled receptor signaling pathway; detection of chemical stimulus involved in sensory perception of smell. Gene Ontology annotation, molecular function: olfactory receptor activity; G protein-coupled receptor activity; odorant binding. Gene Ontology annotation, cellular component: membrane. NCBI's taxonomy places the organism in Eukaryota, Metazoa, Chordata, Actinopteri, Cypriniformes, Cobitidae. The record is from RefSeq and is a predicted model, not a curated record.
AUGGCCUCUGUCAAUGGCACGGUCACAGAGGAGUCUAUUAUUUUUGAGCAAUUCUUUAGGGUAGACUUUAAUGCUGUGAACUUUACUAAAAUUGUAGUCCCUGUAUCUAUGUCCCUGUUCUUCAUCUUUAUAAACUUCAUCAUGCUCUUUGCUCUAGGCAGCAAGUCUGUCUUUUAUGAAACUCCACGCUACAUUUUGUUUGGCCACAUGCUUGUUAAUGACACUGUACUUUUGGCAUUCACAACCAUCAUAUAUAUUAUACUUAUUAUUCCUUUGCCACUCACCAAAGCCGUAUGCACUGUUUUAGUUUUUAUCACUUACUGUACUUUCCGUAAUGCUCCUCUGAUACUCGCAGUGAUGUCUCUGGAGCGGUAUGUGGCUAUCUGCUUCCCUCUAAGACACAGCAGCAUUGCCACACCAAAAAGGACCAACAUCAUUUUGGGAUUUAUAUGGAUCCUUAGCUCUCUAAACAUUGUUAUAGACAUUAUUUUUACAUUUAUUGUCAAACCUGAUCAUUUCAAAAGUUACAUUUUUUGCACGCAUGAGAAACUAUAUUUAGCCAAAUGGCAGAUGGAUAAAGCUCAAGGGUUUGAGAUUCUUUAUUUUGUGUCUGUUGCAGUAAUUAUCAUUUUUACUUAUAUUAGGAUUAUGAUUACAGCCAGGUCUGUUAAAUCUGAUAAAGAUUCUGCUAAGAAAGCCCUCAAGACAGUGCUAUUGCACCUGAUUCAACUUUGUCUGUGUCUCUCCUCUUUUCUAUAUGCUACAAUAGAGAGAACACUGUACAUGAUGUCAGGAAGCAGCACUUCUCUAUUUAUAAUCCUAAGAUAUCUGAAUUAUCUUCUUGUUCUUAUUCUGCCACGCUGCUUAAGCCCUUUGAUCUACGGUCUGAGAGACGAGACCGUGGGGCCUUUAUUCAAAUAUUACCUCUGUUAUCGUUCAAGUAAGGUAAGACCCCGUGUUAAUGUGCAUUAACUGAUGUGGAGAGAUGAAUAGAAAAACAAGAUAAUAUGCACUAUAACUAUAAUAUUAAAAAUAAUUAAUGAAUUGCACGUUAUGUUCAUGUAAAAUUGAAAGAGAAAAUAACACAAUCAUGAAAUGAAACCUGAUGAUUUUAAAAAGGAAGUAUUUACUAUUGUAAAACAUGUUUUUAUUUAUGUCUAUUUGGACAUGUGUACUUCUGAAAUACUGCAGGUGUUCUGUGAACAAAUACAACAUUUGGAUUUUUGAAUCAAAUCCUGCUAAAUGAAAAAGAUUUCCAAGAUCUCUGUUAAUAAGCUAAGGCAGGGGUCUCCAACGUGGUGCCCCCACAGAGUCUGUGAGGUGCCCGCCAAAGCACAUUCUAUUAAUAGUCUCAAUUGUAAUAUUUGUUUAUUACAUAUUUUUUAUAUUAGCUAUAUAAGUAAAAUAAAAUAAAAUCAAUUAAAACAAAAAAGUUUUGAGUAGACUAUAUCAAAAAGUAGCCCUCCAGUUUUAUGGUAGCCCUUGCCCACAAAAAGGUUGGAGACCCCUGAGCUUUAUCUUUUUUUCCGAUACCUCUUUAAGCCAAGGAAGUACACUUUAAAAUAUAUUUAUAAUAUUUACCUAUCAUUAGAAUUGUUGAGAUGUAGUUUUAUUAUUGAUUAAAGUAAUUGUACUUUUUGUGAUGAGAUUGAA